This is a messenger RNA of Chanos chanos (milkfish), 1866 nucleotides long. RefSeq names its product UDP-N-acetyl-alpha-D-galactosamine:polypeptide N-acetylgalactosaminyltransferase 6 (GalNAc-T6) (gene galnt6). The transcript is spliced from 10 exons. Lineage: Eukaryota; Metazoa; Chordata; Actinopteri; Gonorynchiformes; Chanidae. Gene Ontology annotation, biological process: protein O-linked glycosylation. The coding region runs from base 1 to 1866 and encodes 621 amino acids. The record is from RefSeq and is a predicted model, not a curated record. Gene Ontology annotation, molecular function: polypeptide N-acetylgalactosaminyltransferase activity. Gene Ontology annotation, cellular component: Golgi apparatus.
AUGCGCCUAUUGCUUAGGCGCCGCAUGUCACCACUGAAACUGGUUCUACUGGGUGGCGCACUUUUCCUGAUGGCUCUGGUGGUGCUUCAGAAGGAUGUGGGCAGCGUGGGAUCACAGGAACCCUUCCUGAGUGAACUCCUCGCCAAGAGGCAUAAGGUGGCGGACAUGGUGCGAGAUGUGGUCAAUAAUAUGGGCUUUCAGAUCGGGGCUCCCCAGCGUCCCUCCGAACAGCCGCAGCCCACCAUCGACAAAAGCUGUCCCCCGGGCUUUUACACCCAGUCUGAGCUCAAACCACUGAUUCAGAGGCCAGUGGAGGACCCUUACGGCCCGGGAGCUGAAGGCAGGGCUUUUCAGCAGGACCAUCUCUCUCCGGCGGAGGAGAAAGAGAAGGAGGAGGGUAUGACCAGGCACUGUUUCAACCAGUAUGCCAGCGAUCGCAUCUCCCUGCAUCGCAGCCUUGGAGAUGACACUAGGCCACCGGAGUGUGUUGACCGCAAGUUCCGUCGCUGUCCGCCCCUCCCCACUACCAGUGUGAUCAUUGUCUUCCACAACGAGGCAUGGUCCACAUUGCUGCGUACAGUCUACAGCGUCCUGCACACAGCGCCAGCUGCCUUCCUUAAAGAAAUCAUUUUGGUGGAUGACGCCAGCACCGCAGAUCACCUCCAGGGGCGUCUGGAUGAGUAUGUGAAGCAGCUGAAGGUGGUGCGGGUGCUACGUCAGCCAGAGAGGAAGGGCCUCAUCACAGCCAGGCUCCUGGGGGCCAGUCACGCCACAGGGGAGAUACUCACCUUCCUGGAUGCCCACUGCGAGUGUUUCCAUGGCUGGCUCGAACCCCUGCUUGCUCGGAUCGUGGAGGAGCCCAAAGCAGUGGUGAGCCCUGACAUCACCACCAUUGACCUGAACACCUUCCAGUUUAACAAGCCCAUGGCAACAGCCCGUGCUCACAACAGGGGAAACUUUGACUGGAGCCUCACCUUUGGCUGGGAGGCCAUUCCUGACUAUGAGAAUGCCAAACGCAAGGAUGAGACCUAUCCAGUCAAAACUCCAACAUUUGCUGGCGGCCUGUUCUCCAUUUCCAAGGCUUACUUUGAGGAAAUUGGCACAUAUGAUGAUAAGAUGGAGAUCUGGGGUGGGGAGAAUGUUGAGAUGUCCUUCAGGGUGUGGCAGUGUGGUGGACAGCUGGAGAUCAUUCCAUGUUCGGUGGUUGGUCACGUCUUCCGCACCAAGAGCCCUCACACCUUCCCCAAAGGCACGGAGGUCAUUACUCGCAACCAAGUACGUCUGGCAGAGGUCUGGAUGGAUGACUACAAACACAUCUACUACCGACGUAACCAGAAUGCUGCCAAAAUGGCCAGAGAGAACAACUAUGGGGAUAUUUCAGAGCGAUUGAAGCUUCGAGAGAGUUUACAUUGCAAGAACUUCUCCUGGUAUCUGAAUAAUGUCUAUCCAGAGGCCUUUGUCCCAGAUCUAACCCCUGUGAAAUUUGGAGCAAUCAAGAACUCUGGAUCACAGAGCUGUUUGGAUGUAGGAGAAAACAAUAAUGGAGGAAAGCCAAUGAUAAUGUACAUAUGCCACAACAUGGGUGGAAACCAGUAUUUUGAGUACACGACGCAUCAAGAGUUACGGCACAACAUUGGGAAGCAGCUGUGCCUCCAUGCACACCCAGAGCCACGCCCUGUGACGAUAGAACUGUGUCAGCUGAAGGGCCGGGGGACCAGGGUAGCUCCUGAACAACAGUGGAUAUUUACAGAGGAGCAGCUUUUAAAGAACCCAGCUUCUGGAAAGUGCCUUAGUCAUAGGGGAGACCAGCUGAUCUUAACUCAGUGCAUCGCUGCUGAUCUGCACCAACACUGGUCCUUCAGUUGA